Molecule: messenger RNA, 1060 nt
Organism: Amphiprion ocellaris (clown anemonefish)
Lineage: Eukaryota; Metazoa; Chordata; Actinopteri; Pomacentridae
Gene: cfap300
Product: cilia and flagella associated protein 300
Exons: 7
Coding region: 43-831 (262 amino acids)
Source: RefSeq, a predicted model, not a curated record
CUUCCUCUCACUGUUUCUGCUAACACAGGUUAAAGAGUAAACAUGGCAGCAGAGAAAUGUCCGUUUGAGCAGACUUUUUCUUUUAGUCCUCUUCCUACUAAGAAGUUUUCCUUCCUGCAGGACAAAGACACGUUGGCUCUGUUGAUGAAAUGGUCCAUGCUGGGGAGGAUUUCAGCUCAGUGCUACAGUUUUGACCUCAGCUUCUCCUCCUACAACAGUGAAAAGUUUGCACUGAGUUUCUUCAGAGACCCUGACGUUGUGUCCAGUCUGAGGAAGAUGGAAGUCGGAGGCCGGGUGCCUCUUGAGAAGCCGGUGGUGUCGGUCAGUGUGGAGUCUGUUCCCUGCACUCAGGUCUCCAUGGAGCUGUUUGAUCCAAUCUACUCCUGCGGCGUCGUGAAGCCCUCUGGACGUGUAGUUAAAUGCUUUCAUGAUGUUCACCCCGACUAUGACGAACUCAGACAGAUGUUACAGGAGGAGGAUUUGGAGCACUACUGUGUGGUCGGGAGAGAGCAGCGAGCAGAGUUUCUGUUCAGGGUCUUCAAGCACCUGUGUGUUGGAGGCGAACUCUGUCAGUAUGAAGACACCAUCGAUCCAUAUAUCAACACCACAAAGCAAAUGUACAAAGAUCUGAUCAGCGUGCAGAAGGAUCCAGAGACAAAGAAGAUCAGUGUUGUCUCCACAGUGCUCAAAGUGUGUGCCUAUGAUGAAUCUGGGCCUUGUUACCCGACACAAGAGGAGGAUCAGACAUUCGCUUAUUUGAUUGUGGACCCAUUCAGGCGACACGUGACUUUGUUCUCCCACUUCUACGGUGUCGGGAACUUUGCACUUUGAACUUUGCUUCUUCAGAACCUGUCAGCUGGACAGACCAGGAGCCUGAACUUAAUGAAUGAGCUCGUACUACAGCGAGUUGAUCUCCAGGAUAAGAUUUAGUUUCAUGGGUCUGUUGUAGUGACCAUGAGAACACAGGUACAGUGUGCAGCUCACAUCUCAGAUUUGGUUCACAAAGUAGAAGAAACUUGAAUUUUGUCUUGUGGAAGUAUGUCAAUAAAAUGCUGUCUGA